UACCACUGUCCCUGUGGACAAUUAACUUCACAUAAACCACUGUGCACAGCACACACAUUAUUACACACACCCCCACAUGCACACACACAUAUAUAUAUAUAUAUAUAGACAACCGUACAUACAGUCAUUAUGCAUGGAUGUCUUGAUGCAAAAACCUUGUCCUCCCAACACUGCAUGUGUUUCCGAGAAAGAACGAACUUUGACAUAAUGAUCUUCGGCGCAAGGUAAUCUGGGAGCAUGUACUGCAACGUUUGGGCCUAAUUUUAACAAGUGUCCCUGAAGAUCGGCCUCUAUAAAAGCUUUGGAAAAAAAGAAACAUAGGUGAGUGUACAAAUACAAGGAGGUUGGCAGAAGUGUCUCAAAUAGAUGUAAUCACGCUGAGAAGCAGGGAUGUCAAAACAACUUGCAAGUUUCCGAAGACUAUGAAACCAUACAGAUCUCUCUGAGGCUCAGUUAACAGUAAGUGGCUUUUCUCUUUUAUAAAAUGUUUGGCAUACAAAUGCAUUUGCAUGCAAAAGGAUGUAGCAUUUGAACUGAACAUCAUCACAUCACACAUCAUAAUGAUCAGAAAUUAGGGAAAAUUUGAAUUAAUGUUACAAAGUGGUGCAACAGUUAUAAAAAGAAACCAGGCUAAUAAAGGCAAAUAGUUUAUUUGUUUAAGCAAAAUAAAUGGUUAUUGACUAUUCAUUUAAUUGGGAUUAAAUUGAGAAAAAAAAUGAACUACAAGAUUUAUGAAUUUAAAAACUUGAUUCAUCUAGUGAAGUCCAAAACUACACCAUACAUCAUUUAAAAUAUUUUAUUUCAGAAUGGGCCAGACCAAUUCUGAUAUUGAGAUCAACAAUAACUCUUAAAUUUUCUGCAAAGUUUAGGUCGUUCACCACACGAGUGGUAAUGAGUCGCUGGCGGCAGUCAGUAGUGGAAAUCCAAACCAGAAAGAGGCAGGUGAAUGAAUGCGAGCGGGCACAGGCCGCCCUAAGCAAAGUGACAGCCUGCUUCCAGCAAAUGGCCACCUCCUUGGGGAGCAACAUGGAUGGGAGCUUCCUUAGAGAGGAGCUGGAGGAAACCAGGACAGUAGCUCAUAAAAUAUGUUCAGGGCUUCACCAGAGGCUGCUAAGUCUUCUGAUAGAAAUGGAGCAAGGACAGGAGGACAAAGAACAGGUUGAACGACUUUGGGUGAUCUUUUUGUCCAGCUUGGAAAACUUCCAGCAGGACCUAAAGAAGGUCAAAGUCUUGCAAGAGAUGUUCCCUCUGACCCAGCGCAAAGAUCGACGAGCCCUCGUCAACACAGGUUAUGUAGGUGGAACUUCGGAAGUAGCAGCUCGGGCAGCCAUGGUACAAACGUCAUGGUUAUCAGUAGAGGAGACUGCAAGCCCAGACCUGAAGAACCACAUAGUGGAGAUUGAUGUUCUGCUUGAAGAAAUGCUUCAAAGAGUUAAUGUUCCACUGUGGUCUGUUGAACCCACACAAGAAGCCUGGUUAGAAGGUGUUUCUAACCAAGAUGGUGGGCAAGAAGAGGAUGAAAGCUUGGAGGACAUAAUGGAAGUGGAGGUGGUGUCUCAAAAUAAUACAUCAGGCUGUUGUAAUCACCACAGCUGCAAAGUAGGCUGUCUACUAUGCCUGCUUAGCUAGGUUCUGGAACUAGGUUAAAUUAAAGUUUUGAAAUUGAUACGUAUUCUGCAAUAACAUAGGUUAAAAUUGCCGACAACAAUACAUAAACCUUUUAAUUCACUAUAGAACAUUUUUCAGACUAUAUUCUUACCCGAGUUGUGUGCUAAACUUUUAUAUUGUAAAUAUUAAAAAUAAAUAAAACAAAAGCAAUUUUUUAACA
Messenger RNA from Cyprinus carpio (common carp), 1828 nucleotides. RefSeq names its product regulator of G-protein signaling 9-binding protein. The transcript has 2 exons. Bases 892 to 1629 code for a protein of 245 amino acids. The record is from RefSeq and is a predicted model, not a curated record. Gene Ontology annotation, biological process: G protein-coupled receptor signaling pathway. NCBI's taxonomy places the organism in Eukaryota, Metazoa, Chordata, Actinopteri, Cypriniformes, Cyprinidae. Gene Ontology annotation, cellular component: neuron projection.